Molecule: messenger RNA, 1894 nt
Organism: Blastomyces dermatitidis ER-3
Lineage: Eukaryota; Fungi; Ascomycota; Eurotiomycetes; Onygenales; Ajellomycetaceae
Product: gro-1 operon protein 2
Exons: 3
Coding region: 278-1513 (411 amino acids)
Molecular function (GO): GTPase activity
Source: RefSeq, a predicted model, not a curated record
CUUAUUUCCUUCUCUCUGGCUGGUCCAAAUUGUGUGGAUGGUUGGUAUUUUGAAAUGUCGAACGAGGUUUGUUGCCUCACAGCCAAAAAAGAGGCCUGGCUCAAUUUCUCCUCACAACAAAACAACCACUUUUUUUGUCUUCAUCAUAAAUAUUUAAACCCCCACGCUCAAUUUUUGCUUCAUCACCAAUACAAAAUCGAUACUAUUAAAUAUAUCGUCACACUAUUCCGCGCUUAUAUCAACAUCAGCAAUCUGCUGAGGAGAGACAGCGACCAACAUGGCCCCCCCCGUUGCCGUCGUCUGCGUCGGCAUGGCUGGAUCCGGUAAGACGACCUUUAUGCAGCGUAUAAAUGCACAUCUACACUCCAAACAUAAACCUCCCUACGUCCUCAACCUCGAUCCAGCCGUCCACGCCGUCCCCUUUGAAAGCAACAUCGACAUCCGUGAUUCGAUAAACUACAAAGAAGUCAUGAAACAAUACAAUUUAGGCCCCAACGGCGGUAUCCUCACGUCACUGAACCUAUUCGCUACAAAAGUUGACCAGAUAAUAUCGAUAUUGGAGAAGCGUGCCCUUCCCCCACCUCCCAACCCCAAUUCUAACUCUGGGACCGAUCCUUCAAAACUAAGCCAGACUCCACAAAAACCCAUUGAACAUAUCCUCAUUGACACACCGGGCCAGAUUGAGGUGUUUGUCUGGAGCGCGUCGGGGAGUAUUUUACUAGAGACAUUGGCCUCUUCAUUCCCGACAGUUAUUGCAUAUGUGAUUGAUACCCCACGAACAAGCUCAACAAGUACAUUUAUGAGCAAUAUGCUGUACGCGUGCAGUAUACUAUACAAGACAAAACUGCCUAUGAUUCUCAUCUUUAACAAAACAGAUGUGAAGGACGCGGAGUUUGCAAAGGAGUGGAUGUCAGAUUUUGAAGCAUUUCAGACAGCACUGCGUGAGGAGGAGGAGGCUGGUGCAUUUGGUGGAGCUGAAGGAGGGGUGGGAGGCAUGGGAGGUGGAAGUGGUUACAUGGGCUCCUUUUUAAAUAGUAUGAGCUUGAUGCUGGAGGAGUUUUAUCAACAUCUGAGUGUGGUUGGUGUCAGUGCUAUGACAGGUGAUGGGGUUGAUGAGUUCUUUGAGGCAGUGGAGGAGAAGCGGAAGGAAUUUGAGCGGGAUUAUAAACCUGAAUUGGAAAAGAAGAGAAAGGAGAGGGAGAUGGUGAAGGAGGAGAGGAGAGAGAUUGAGCUGGGGAAAUUGCUGAGGGAUAUGAAUGUUUCUGGCUCUGGGAGGCAUGAGGGGGUGGGUGGGAAGAAGCAAAGAGAGGAGCCAGGGACUAUUUCAGAAGCAGAAGAUGAUGAGGAUUCAGAUGAGUAUGAGGAUGUGAAACCUGGUGAGGAUGAUUUUGUUCGAAGGGAUGAUGGUGGGCUUGAGGAGAGAUAUAAGCAUGCUCUGGAAGAAUCGGCCCCAGGUCAAUCAGACCAGGAGCAGAGCUCUGCAAGAUAUCUACACUCAAGUAAUAUUGGAUGAUAGGGGUGAUUUGGAUUUGAAUUAUUUGAUAUAUUGCACUCUUAAUGGGUUCCUCUUGCCCUCUUCAUCCACAGCUCCCGCUUAGCGGGGGAUCUGUGCCUGGCAUGUUUUCUUUUAUGAUUCUACAUGCUUCAAAUAUGGUUGAUAUGCUCACUUUGUCUUCAAAAUGGAAGAUAAAAGCAACACUCAGUGUUGAAUUUAACUGAUGACUAUGGACUAGUGUAAAGAAAAUAUUGUUAAUUGUUUUUUCUUCACAAUCUUCUUGAGGUUUUUUUUCGUCGGAGGCUCAGAUAAGCUGGAUGUAGCACGUACUGGAAUUAUACAUAGAUAGAUAUACAAUUGAAUUCUCCUUUCCUCCAAGCAAUGUCAUUAGUAUUUAAC